GCAAACAUUAGUCCGCUUUAGGUCCAAGAUGGCUUCGCUUCUGCAGCCGCAGUUAGUGGUGUAUCUAGUAAGUGGAGAGAAAAAAAUACGGGCUCCAUUGUCUCAGUUGUACUUUUGCCGAUACUGCACUGAGCUGCGGUCUUUAGAAUGUGUUUCCCACGAGGUGGACUCUCACUACUGUCCAAGCUGCCUAGAAAAUAUGCCAUCUGCAGAAGCGAAGCUGAAAAAGAACAGAUGUGCUAACUGCUUUGACUGUCCCUGCUGCAUGCAUACCCUCUCUACACGAGCAACAAGCAUUCCUGCUCCACUUCCAGAUGACCCUGCUAAAACCACCAUGAAGAAAGCAUACUACCUGGCGUGUGGCUUUUGUCGCUGGUCUUCAAGAGAUGUGGGCAUGGCUGACAAGUCUGUUGCUAGUGGGGGAUGGCAGGAGCCCGAGAAUCCACAUUCACAGAGGAUUAAUAAGCUGAUAGAAUACUACCAGCAACUUGCUCAGAGAGAGAAAAUAGAGAGAGAUCGUAAAAAACUGUCAAGACGUAGAAACUAUGUACCAUUGGCAUUUUCUCAACAUACAAUUCAUGUGGCGGAUAAGUUUGGACUAGGGACAAGACUUCAGCGACAGAGGUCAGGUGCCCCAAUCAGUGCACUUGCUGGGCUAACCCUAAAGGAAGGAGAAGAUCAGAAAGAAAUAAAAAUUGAACUUGCACAGGCAGUUGAGGAGGUGGAACCUCUCCCUGAAGACUAUUAUAUUAGAUCAAUUAACCUGACAGAGGUGACAACCCUCCAUCAGCGUUUGUUGCAGCCAGAUUUUCAGCCACUUAGUGCUUCUCAGCUCCAUCCACGCCACAAGCACCUACUGAUCAAACGUUCUCUUCGCUGCAGGAAAUGUGAACAUAAUCUGAGCAAACCAGAAUUUAACCCAACCUCUAUCAAGUUCAAGAUUCAGCUAGUGGCUGUGAACUAUAUCCCUGAAGUGAGAAUAAUGUCUAUUCCAAAUCUUCGUUACAUGAAGGAGAGCCAGGUUCUACUUACCAUAACAAAUCCUGUGGAAAAUUUUAUUCAUGUGACACUGCAGUCCUGUGAAGAAGGGGAUCCCGAUGACAUCAACAGCACUGCCAAGGUCAUGGUACCCCCAAAAGAACUGGUCUUAGGAGGUAAGGAUGCAGCUGCCGAAUAUGAUGAACUGGCAGAACCCCAGGAUUUUCAGGAUGACCCAGAUGUAAUAGCUUUCAGAAAAGCUAACAAAGUUGGAUUCUUCAUCAAGGUGAUUCCACAACGUGAGGAGGGAGAUGUCAUUGUGAGCUUUAAAAUGAGGCAUGAAUUCAGAAAUCCAGCAACUUCUCUCCGCCCCACUGAAGAGGGAGAACAGACAUCAGAAAUAGUAUGGCUGAACCACCAUGUUGAGUUGACCCUAGGUCCGCUUGCACCUUAGGUCCACAGAAGAAUAGUCAGUGUAACAGUUUGUCGAAGAAAACUACACUAGGCUGAACCUAUUGAAACCAGCUGCCAGAGCUAUUCACUGAUGUGUUAUCUUGAAAAGUUUGGACUGUAGUAAACAGCAAAAGUUCCUUAUAUCAGGAAAAACUUUCUUUAGGGUGCUGUUUUGUUUUUGAAAAUGUGAUUAAAUUAUAUGGCUGUUUGAAGUUCAGGAUAAGUGCAGAGAUGUACAUGGUAAAGCAGUUUUUUUUUUCACAGAAGGGUUUGUAGUGCACAUUUCUUGUGUUUAGUUGUUCUUGCACCACUCUUCCUUUUCCAUGUCUCCUUGCAUGGAACAGCUUUAGAGUAGUUGUACUUAAAAUACAUUCAUUGAUUUUGCUUGUCCAGAAACAGCACACAUUAAUUCAAAGAAUGGUUCCAGACUUCUUGUUAGAAAGUGAAAGCAGUCACAAUAAUGGUUGUUGUUUGAUAUUAGUGGCUGGAUUUCCAAUCUCCUGCUGUUAUUAGAUUUGUAUGUUAUUUUAUAUUGCAGUAGGUGUAAAUCCUGUACCAGCCACCACCAAAAGCACUUCAGGCUGACCAUGGAAGCUGUUUGGAGUUUAUAAUGACACUGUUCAUGCACCUGCUGUGAAGCUAUGCUGCUGUAGUUAAAUGGCCAUCAACCACAUGACAGCAAUGUGCUUGAUGCUGUAUUAUUUAUACAUCAUCAAACUCCCAGAGCCUGAAAAGCACUGCAUUUAUACAACUGUACAGAAGAAAACGGAAUAUGAUUGUUGAUCCUAAUGUAACAGUUUAGCCAAGAUGCUGGAGUAAGAAUGUUUUCUGGGAAAUGUGCAUUAGUACUUAGUAAUUUAUGAAUAUAUUACAAGACAAAUUCAUUGAAUGUAUUCCAUGUAGCUGUUGAGAUCCUGUCUGCAAAUGCUGAUAAAUAUUUUUGUGUAUCCCACAUAGGGAGCCUUCCCUUUAUGCAAGCAGCUGUUUUUUGAUAAAAUGUAAAAAAAUGCUUUGAUAAGUUUUAAAAUUACUUACACAUGUAGGCUGAAUUUCUCAGUUCCUGAGCAGUAGCCACAUCACCAAGUAGUACUACACCAAUUUGUUGUGGCUCUGCUCCAAGACUGAUCUUUGCAGCAGUGUUUUUGGCUUAUUGUUCCCAUUGUGCACAAAACUGGUUCUGAUUUUUUGUGUUAAGCAUGUUUGUAAAUCUAUGCAUUAUUCACAGCUGUUACUGGGGCAGUGCGGAUACAAAUGCAGUAGUUGGAGUUCAUCUUAAACCAUUAAUGUGUAAUAUCCAGUAUUUUACACAUUUGUCUCACUGUUACUCCUACGGUGUAUGCAUACAUAGGAAUGUACACCAUAUUAAAGAAUGGUAGCAGCACAGAAGGUGGUAUCUUAAGUUUAUAAAAGUUGAAGGUUGCACUGUAUGUUGUCCAGUUUGUUUUAUUGACAUGUUGAUGUAUCAUAAGUAUCUUGGUAUUCUAGAAGAAUUCAUCUGAAAGAUCUGCCUUUUUUUUCUCUUUUUUGCUGUAGUAAAACAGAAGUAAACUAACGUGUUUGCAUCUCCAUGACAUUUUAGGACUAGCGGUGUACCUUAGUUUGCAAUCUUCUUGUGUGGCUUGCUGUCCCUAGGAAACCAUAUUUGUAGGCUAGUUGUCUUACGAGAUUAGUUAAUAUAGUUUUACAGUGACAGCCAGAUAUGAAUUUCUGUGUCAUUUUGCAUUUGUUACUGACUCCUCCAGUGGUUGUGCAAUUUUAUUUUGGAAGUACACUAACUUGUUACGCAGUGCCAAAUUGCAGUUUAAAUUUACAACAUUUAUUCUCAUUUACUGAGUACAGAUCACUGAAGUGAGAAUUCUUAUAGCUUUAUAAAAUAUAUAGACAUAGGAGUAGAUUUGUUGUAAAGUGUAAUAAAGUAUUUAUUCAUUAAUAUAUAGAGUUUAAAAUCUGCAGCUGUAUUGCUUCCUGUUCUAAACCUUUUAGGCUCAAAAAGCAUAAUCAUGAUCAUCUGCACUGGUGGUUUAGGCUUCUGAAGCAAAAUGUAACACAAGGUUUAGCAUGUCUGUACUGGUGUCCAUGUUUGUUUCUGUGCUGUUUUCAUGACACUUUUUGUACAUAGCCUGCAUGCUGCCAUAGCUGUGUCCCUUAGUUGGGCACUCAUUCUGGCAAAAUCUCAUUUGUCUUGCUUUAGGUAAUUAUUGCUGAAACUAAAACAGCAUCUCUGCAUUUAACUUGAAAGUAAAUGUUAAAUGUUCAGCAUAAAAUCAAAGACUGGCAGCACAAAAACAUCCUAAUUUAUAUGUGUCAACACUUACUAACUUGGGCCAAGAAUUGUUUUGCUUGAAACAUAAAAGUAAAGUAUAACCACUGUUAGGUAUUAGUUUUCUUAAAGUGGAGUGGACUGGAGGAAGGAAACGUUUUUAUUGUGUACAGUAACAGUACUGUACUAGUGAUUCAACUGUUAGGUUUCACUUAGUGUAUGUAACCGAUAACCAGAUAAAUAAACUGAGACAAAAAACUUCA
Molecule: messenger RNA, 3954 nt
Organism: Protopterus annectens (West African lungfish)
Lineage: Eukaryota; Metazoa; Chordata; Ceratodontiformes; Protopteridae
Gene: DCTN4
Product: dynactin subunit 4
Exons: 14
Coding region: 29-1432 (467 amino acids)
Cellular component (GO): dynactin complex
Source: RefSeq, a predicted model, not a curated record